CCAAUGGGGCUGCAGGAAAGCACCCCCGUCAAUGACAUGGCGCUCAGUGACCCCGCCCCCCCCGGGUGUAAAACAGUGUGUCUGUCAGUGACAGCUCAGACAAUAUGCUGGUGAGACACAGACAAGGAGUAAGUCCACACACACUCAUGGAGACGGUUCAUUGAGACAGACGGUUCAUUGAGACAGACCCUCCGUGGACGGAUUGAUUCUCUGUGUGGACACGACCGCCUGUAAACAUGAACAAACUGGCAAAGGCUCUGUACGACAACACCGCCGAGUGUGCAGACGAGCUGGCUUUCAGAAGAGGGGACAUUGUCAUGGUGAUGGACCAGAACGUGGCGGGCACCAGCGGAUGGUGGAUGUGUUCUCUGUACGGACGCCACGGUCUGGCCCCCGCCAACCGACUGCAGCUUCUACCGCAAACCUGUGGAACCGCCGCGGGCACGUUAGGCCGCGACAUCAACAAACACAAAGUGACCGAAGCUGAAACCGAUGCUCAGAAUAUCUACCAGAUCCCCAGCGUCCCCCGACCCUCCAGCAGCCCGGCAUACGAACGCAUGGACGUCAUCUACAAGAUCCCGUCCACUCCGACGUCGGCUUCAAAAAUCUCUCCAGCACUUAGGCUCAGCACAGAGAACCCGGAGGGAAACAAGCCUCCGUUCUGCAGCAUGGGGUCCAGUCCGCCGGGGGAGGUUUACGACGUCCCGAACCAAACGAGACCAGCUCCUCUCGUCAAAGCAUCAACGACUCCGAGACACACGCCACGAAAACACUCACUGAUUCCAGUAACGACGCUGGAAAAGAGAUUUGACUCGCCGGAGAGUUUGAGGUGCAGCAGUCCAGGAGACUCUUAUGUGUAUGCGGUUCCACCACCUUUGCCUCAGGACCCAAACUACGACAUCCCCGUUCCCUCGGCCACAGAGGCCCAACAGACAGUGACGGGUGGAUACUGCACCCUGCCCAGCCCCCGCAAGCCUGAGUGGAUUUAUGAUGUGCCGGUAGGUCCUGAGAAACUAAGUCCACCCCCGGGCUCCUACGACACCGUGCCCUCCAACGCCGCUUGCCAUCAGCUCUAUGACACUCUCCCAGCGCGUGCUUGGCCCGUUCAAAGAGGAAGUCCGACUUCCUCGCUUUACGAUAUACCAAAACCCAAUUCACUCGACAUGCCGAGUCCACCCAAAGUGCUGCCGAGGCUCCCGAUUUACGACAAGCCCCCGACCCAGAGGCUUACAGAAGAGUUGGUGUACGCGGUUCCACCCCAGGAGGAACCCGUCACUCGGGUCCUCGGCGACCCCUCCAGUGAUCACAUACCGCUAGAGUGCAGGGGCGACUCCAGCAACGCUCAUGAACUCCGCAGAGUGCGUCUGCAGCGAAUGAGGAACUUCCUGGCCUGCACGUCUUUCCGUGACCUCCCUGAGAGCGUGGAGUUGCCGGUGCAGGAGGACGACGGGCGAGGCCGAACCCUCCGUCUCUCUGCGGCGGACAGUCAGAGAAUCAGCACGGCGUCCAGCUCUUCCACCAGCUCCUGUGACUCUCUGGCUCUGAGCUCGUCCUCUCCAGAGCCCCUGAGGGAAGUGACGCUCGGCCAGGACGAGGCCUGCCGCAGACUCCUGGACCUGCAGGAGUCCGUCUGCAGGGCCGUCCCCCGUCUCAUGGACUUCGUCAGCAGCCACUGGAGGAGCAGAGAGCAUCUGGAGAAACACCUGAAGGAGGUCAAAGAAGCGGCGGAGGGUAUCGCGUGCUCUCUGACGUGCUUCCUGAACUUUGCCCUGGACGUUAAGGGCAACGCCCGCCGUCUGACGGACACCAACCUUCAGACGAGGCUCUACAAACAGCUGUCCAUCGUAGAGGACUCAGGUGUGAUCUUACAACAAACGGUAGGCGCUCUGAACAUGGCGGGCUGGCCCCUCAAUACGCUCUGUCAGGACCCGGGGCAGGUCCAGACACCUGACCAGCUGGAGCGCUUCGUUAUGGUGGCGCGCACCGUUCCAGAGGACGUCAAGCGCCUCGUGUCCAUCAUCAAUGCCAACGGCAAGCUUCUGUUCAGAGCCCCUCAGAAAGCUCCAGAUCCUCUCAGCACCGCGACUCAGCCAGAGACGAAGACAAGUCCUGAUGGAGGCGAACAAAGAGAGGACUCGGUGGAGGACGACAACGACUACGUAGAGCUACAGACUAAGAAUGAUUUUGAGAAGCAGCAGAAGGAAGUUCAGAAGGAACCAAAAGAAAACGUCUCCAACAAGGUUCAGGCUGAAAACAAGUGUCACUCCUCCGAGUCCGGCGGCGGCGGCCCAGAGGAACAUCGACUGGCCUCCCUGUCGGAGCACUGCCGGCUUUACUUCGGCGCCCUCCAGAAGGCCAUCGGGGGGUUCGUGGGCAGCCUGCGGGACGGCCAGCCGCCGGAGAAGUUCAUCUCGCAGAGUAAGCUGGUGAUCAUGGUGGGCCAGAGGCUGGUGGACACUCUGUGCAGGGAGGCACAGCGUGGAGACUCCUCCCAGAGCCUCCUGUGUAAAAGCAACCACCUGUGUGCUCUCCUGAAGCAGCUGGCCGUGGCCACCAAGAAGGCGGCGCUGCACUUCCCCGAUAAACAGGCGCUGCACGAGGCUCAGGAGUUUGCAAAGGAACUGGCCCAACGAGCACAGCACUUUCGGAUAUCGCUUGACCUCUGAGCGCGUAGAGGUCAAACGUGUUGAUGUGUUUGUACAGAAAAAAGACAUUUUGGUUUAUUCAUCAUCGGUUUCCUUUUUCACUCACGACGUCGUAUUCAAGCUUCACUAACCAAGAAGAUCAUCACGUUCUGCUGGUUGUUCUCAGAAUGAAUGCAGCUACUGCUUAUUAAUAUGUUAAUAAUAUUAGAAAAGAAAUCGCAGGACGAGCAGAACAAUUUGUAUUUUGUACUAUUUAGAAUAAAAGACUAAAUUGCACAUUUAGGAAACUCUACUUAAGCCAAUUUUAAAAUGCAAUUUAAAAUAUAAAAUAAUUUGUUUUAUAUAAUUUACAACAUUUUUUCUAUUCUCUGAAUAUUGUUUUGUUAUGUGGAUUUAUGUAUUUUAUUACUUCAUUGUGUAUACUCUCCAGGGUAGUAGUUUGAUACUUUUUUAUGAAUAUCUAUGUAAAUAUUCUAAAAAUAAAAUGUGUUAUGCAUUCCCGAACAACACGUUGGAUUUUUAUUGAUAUUAAAAUGAAAAAAUUAAAA
Molecule: messenger RNA, 3193 nt
Organism: Sebastes umbrosus (honeycomb rockfish)
Lineage: Eukaryota; Metazoa; Chordata; Actinopteri; Perciformes; Sebastidae
Gene: cass4
Product: Cas scaffold protein family member 4
Exons: 7
Coding region: 237-2666 (809 amino acids)
Biological process (GO): cell migration; cell surface receptor protein tyrosine kinase signaling pathway
Cellular component (GO): plasma membrane; cytoplasm
Molecular function (GO): protein binding
Source: RefSeq, a predicted model, not a curated record